Molecule: messenger RNA, 2007 nt
Organism: Eurytemora carolleeae
Lineage: Eukaryota; Metazoa; Arthropoda; Copepoda; Calanoida; Temoridae
Product: CD109 antigen
Cellular component (GO): extracellular region
Source: RefSeq, a predicted model, not a curated record
AAACUUAUGUUGUUAGAAAAUGUAAUGCUCUUUACGACUUUGGUUAUCAUUAGUCAAAUAUGUGUUUAUCUGCAUAUUGAGAAAUAAUCAGACUAUUGUCCAAAAGCCCAAGAAAAAAUAAGGAUGAAUUUAAAGAUAUUGUGUUUAUUUCAAUUUUAGAGGAGAUACAAACCUUGAUCUACAUUUUCCCAUUAAACCAUUGGUUGAAUGGGGAAGUAUAACUGUAGUUGUUGAAUUAUCUACUCAAAUAGUUCUCCUUACACAAGAAAUAGAAAUAAAUAUAAUUGGAGAAGGCAGUCUUGUACAUCGGCAUACAUCGGUAGUGCUAGAUUUGAAGAACAGAGCAAAUGAACUAGAGUUUAUGGAUAUUAUUGUGGAUGAAACUGAGAUUAUCCCAUACGAGAUCUUUAGAAGAUAUAUCUCAGGAAGUGCUAAGGGUUCGGUUACACUAUCAGGAGAUGUUCUUGGUCCAACAUUUAGAGAUGGAGAACCAGUUUCAUUAUAUACAGCCUUUCCCACAGGGCACGGAAAAUAUGGAAAAGGUGCUGAGUUCCAUUUGUUUAAUCUGGCAGCUAAUACUUGGUUACUUCAUUAUCUCAGAUUGACAAAUCAGUGGCAGGACCAGGACAGAUCAUUUAUCUCUAAUAUAUUUGAAGGAAUGAAUAUAGAAUUAACUGCAGUGUUGAGAAGAUACUCUACGCAGGGCUCUCUCUCCAUGUUUGAUACUUCACCCCCAUCAGUUUGGUUGACGGCCUGGUGUCUCAGAAUUUUCGAGGAUGUUGCGUUCCAAGAUUGGGAGGAUUAUAUAUACAUUGAUCCACAUAUAUUCAAAUCUUCAGUUUUGUGGCUGAUAAACUUUCAACAUAUAGAAGGAUACUUUACAGAAACAGAAUAUAUUAAGGUUCCAUUUCUUCUUCACAUGGCUGGAUAUGGUGGGAAGAGCAAUAGUUCAAAUCAUGUUGCUUUAACUGCUCAUGUACUCAUUGCUCUUGAUAAAGCUACUCCACGAUUAUCAGGACAUGUUACCAAAUACUGUAGUACUGCUAAAUUGAGAGCUAUAAAAUUUUUAGAACGUAGCGUGGACCAUAUAACAGAUGUUUAUGAAAUGGCAAUCACAGCUUAUGCUCUGGCAGUCGCAGGAUCAUCAGAAUCAGAAGAAGCAUAUAGAGAAUUGUUCAGUAUGCGAAGGGAGGAGGGAGGAAUGAGUUAUUGGAGUAGAACUAAAAUAGCGACGAACCGUGUACGGUACGAGUUUAACCGACCCUUCCUUGAAGCUAAGGAAAGACAGGACAAUGAUGCCCUAGCAGUAGAAGCAACAGGAUACGCACUGUUAACCCUAUUCAGGGUGGAUGGAGGGGGAAUCACAUUUAUGCAGGAUCAGAUUGUGAAAUGGUUGAACACUAUGAGGAUGGGGGUUGGAGGGUUUAUUUCUACAGUUGAUACUAUUGUUGCUCUAGAGGCUUUAGUCAGAUACUCCUAUCAUAAUAAUAUCAAGGAUUUAUCCAACAUGUUUGUUACAGUGGAACAUCCAGACUCAAACCUUACAGAAACCUUCCAUAUUCUUAGAGAAGGAGUGAGUACUGGUAUAGAAUUGCCUCUGGAAAAUGUUUGGGGACAUGUUAACUUUAAAGCAACGGGAGCCGGACAAUCAGUUGCUCAGCUGGAUAUAACCUAUGGAAUUGAUUAUCCAUCUCUAGUGGACCACCCACCGAAAAAAUGUUUUGAACUAAACAUAAAGGAAAUGUUUGCUGGGCGAAAUAAGUCUGAGAUAACCUACGACACCUGUUUUAAAUGGACCUGCAUAGAUGAAAGUCCACAGUCAGGGUUCGCUAUGCUGGUUUUAGAUAUACCUUCAGGUUAUAUCCUGCUGCAGCCUGAUGCUGUGAAGAUAGUAAGGUCUGGAGUUAUCCCUGAGCUUCGAGAUGCAGAUAUGGAGAAAGCAGGGAAAACAAUCUGGUUCUUUGAUUAUAUAAGUAGUAAACUACAGUGCUUCUCACAUACUGUUAG